AAUGAUCCCAAUCUACUUUACCAUUGCGACCUGCGUUCAAAUGUUAUCUUUUUUCCGGCAUCUUUGCGUACGAAGCUUGCCCACGGUGUUCCCUCCCAAGACGACAGGCGCAACCGAGGGUUCUGCUAGCUGCGACAGCGAAGAGGGCUUGCAGUUCCGUAGCAAGUUAUUGCAGAGCUGGCAUUUCGCUAUUGAUCACCUGAACAACUCUGGCGGUUUUUACUGAGUUGAAGUGCGUGUUUCCAGCUUGGUACCGACGUCAUAAGUGGACCGUUAAUGAGCCGCCAUCCAAUGCCGCUCGACUACGCCCGCAGACGAAAACCGGUUGUGUCUCGCUAGAUCUUUUACCAGAAACUCUGGUAACCGCGUAUACAGCACGGAUUUAAUCCCUAUUCAACAUCCGAUUGUCUAUCUCUUCGUCUCAAUCUGUUCGGGUUUUUUUUGAAGAGGAGCACUGUUGCUGGAUCACUAGGUGACUGCACCCUGUCUUACGUCAACGCAAUAAUCGGUACAAUGCCCUUGUCUUAGGUCAGCGCUUGUCUAACGUCAGUGCCUUGAAUAGUGCUUUCAUACGAGAAGUAACUUUCAAUCCCUGAGUUAAUUUUCUUAUGAGAAGAUUGCAUUUUCGCCAUCUGCUUUUGUAUUUAGUGGCGGCCCUGGUUUUGACGCCUUCUAGGUCCGGUGCAUAAUGGUGUUAAGUCCUGCAGGUGUUGCGGAUUAGCCGGCGUGCAAACGGCAGGCGCACAAGAGUGAAAAAGACAGUCGUUGUCGAGACACCCAAUUGGACUGCUUGUUUAGCUGACACACAGUUCAAUAUGACAGAUCAAGAGCCACUACUGCCUCAAAUGGUUGAGAGAGAAGUGGGAGAGCGCUCCGCUUCUGACCCCGAGGCAAGAGGCUCUAGCGCCACGCCCGACCAGACAGGAACCCGUCCUUCAAGGGCUCAGCAGAUCAUUCGGAGAGGCACUGUUCACGCGAAAGAGGUGGCGAAGAAGGGCUAUGAAAAGUCACGGCUGUUUAUUAUCAACCAGUACACAAAAUUCAAAGAAGACCCGAAGAGAGGACCCCGCUUUCUUACCUGGGUGAGUGUGGCGGCGUGCGUCAUCCUCAUUCCUGGACUGUUUUUCGAUAUUAUUACACUCGCGCUUACUCUCAGCCCUAUGGAUGUAUUGGCAGAUAUAUAUGCGGCUCUCGGGUGCGUGCUUCUCAUCAGUGCCGAAUUUUCGAGAAUCAGUGCUCGCUUUGGAGUGCGGUCCAUGAUCCACUUCUACAUUCAGUUCAUCGAAUUCACUGCAGGAAGAGGAUUGGUUCAAAUGUUUGUUGCUUCAUUGUGCGUGUCGGUGAAGGACCUUCUGAACCUUUUCAAAUUCAUACCUGGACUGGCGUUGUUACUCUGCGGGGUUCUAAACGUGAUAUGGGGCCUCUAUGCGGCUUGCAAGCUCAAUACGAUGAUGGCUAAGAUGCGCGAGUAUGAUGGAGAGGAAUUUCAGUCGAAAACGAUGGCAGAAAAACUUGACUUGCUUGAUCGGAAAUUCGAGCUACUUAACAAACGGGGCGACGGACUGCUUACUGUUGAUGAUCUUCGGGAGGGAGUCAAGGAAAUGAAUCUUAUGAUUAACGAGGUUGAACUAAAGUUCAUAUUCGAGGCACUGGAUGAAGAUCACGAUGGUCUUGUCAGCAAGGAAGAGUUUGAGACGUGGUGGCUCAGGGAAAAAGGACCCAAAUUCCUCUGAUUUAGGCUUUUGCGAUGGCCUUGUCAGCGGGGAAUAGUCUGAGACGUGGUGGCUUGGAGAAGAGGGACCCCCAGUUCGUCCAGCUUAGGCAGUUCUCUAUUCAGUGACAAAGCCUUCAGUGGGUCCCUGAUACGUCGUGGAGUGCGCCUCUCGUCCGCUGUCCAGGUGAAAUCGGUUUUGAAACUCAAUUUCGUUGUCCAUCACAUGCUCGUGAGCAAUCGUUACUGGCGCAUCGUUUAUCCAGUGCAGGGCCAGGUGAAAGGGAUGAUUCACCAACUUGCCUACCACCUCGUUGCGCCACCAAGUCAGCAUUCUUGACGCCGACUGGUCCUGCAGACGUACUCAAGGAUCAGCAUGGAGAAGUCAGUUCAACUUUUGAAGAAGUCCCAAAACUUCAAUGUAUAAAUCAAGCGUAUAGUGGUGAAAUGAAGGCUAGAGCCCAGUUGUGGAACUUGAGAGAGGACGGUAAAAGUACGAAGCAUUACAGGGCCAAUCCUGCGAAGUUUGAAGACCACGCCACUGCCUCGCAGCUGUCGAAGUUCGCUGCGACCUGUCUUUAUAUUUAUUUGCACUCAUCCCUUUCAUAGCUCGGGUUCUCCAAAGACUACGCUGACGAUACCAGAAGAUCAUUCCUUCACUGAUGUAUGCUGCGUGCUGCCUACUCUUACUCGUCGCUUUCCGACUAGUGAAGCAUCAAGGGGUUGUCCAAAGCCACCUUGCAUUCAGUGCAAGCUCAAGCGAUUCUAUCAUUCGUAUCUCGUACCGCAAUUAAAGGCCAGCAUAACUCUUUCUGCUCAUGACGAAGUCACAGACGAGUUCAGUGCGUGGCACCCCAUAUGAAAAUGGCAGGACGAGCCGUGUGCUUGUACUGUUGCAGGUGUACGCUGUAGCCGUCAUCAAAUAACAGGAUUCGUUGCCGGUUCGCCGACAUUUGGAAGGAACGGUCGUAUCAGUUGAAGAGUCCUUGAUACUUUGAGGAGGAAGGCAAACACGAUUGUUCAGGCAACAGAUAUGUGCGUGGGAAAUUGUGCAACGGUUCGAGGUGUGCAAGUGGCAACGGAGCUAUCUUGCAAAAUUUCCAAAUGUUUGGCUUGCCAGAAUUAGGAUUACACCAGUUCAAGAGUUUGAAGUUUUAAACGGGUCGAGAAAUUGCCCGCAACUGUUCGUUAACUCACAGAGGUUCAAAUACGUGUACCACCGUGUGGGCGCAGAGCAGCGCAAUUUUUGAGGGUGUCGGCAGUUCAUCGUCCGUGUCUUCCCGACAAACCGAUG
This is a messenger RNA of Toxoplasma gondii ME49, 3005 nucleotides long. RefSeq names its product EF hand domain-containing protein. Gene Ontology annotation, molecular function: calcium ion binding. The record is from RefSeq and is a predicted model, not a curated record. NCBI's taxonomy places the organism in Eukaryota, Apicomplexa, Conoidasida, Eucoccidiorida, Sarcocystidae. Bases 816 to 1733 code for a protein of 305 amino acids. The transcript has a single exon.